CCGCGAGCGCAUCGGGUAAGCCAGCUAAAUUAGCGUAUCCGAUUUAUGAAUACGCCACAGACCCACAUGUGCCUUGUGAAAUACAACAGAGGGUGCCAAGAUACAAGAUACAACUUACAAGAUACCGACGUUCCACACUGGGACUGAAAUGUCAUCAAAGUAUACCAUAUCAAAAUAAUAAUACAAGUUACAACAUCUGAAAAAGACUAAGAGUAUAGGAAGAUAUGGCAAAGGUCUCAAAGAAAACCAAGGCGAAGAAGAAAGAUUUUCAAAAGGUCAAGUUAAAACUUGGGAAAAAGCUGCCAAAGUCACAGAAUGAUACUACAACGUCGUUUAAGUCGCGUGCUAUUCAACUCAAGGAUCAGCUGAAACAGUCCAAGGAUGAACCACAGACACAUAGGAAGCAAAACAUCACUGAGCUACUAGGUCAGCUGCAGCACUACAGCCCCACGGUUCGUCUCGCCGCACUCACCGGCCUCAAGCAGCUGCUCACCGACCACCCGCAGCUGAUCCGUGCCAACCUCUCCACGCUGCUCGACCGCACCGCCGAGUCGUUCGUCGACCGCGACCCGGCUGUGAGGCGUGCCGCCGCCGCGCGCUGCGCGAUGUCGCACGUCGACGCGGCCGUGCGCGCCGACUCGCUCGCGCCGCUCGACGUCUACCUCGAGUUCUUGCCGCGCACGCUCGCCGCCGCCUCGCCACGCAUCCUCCGCGACUUCCUCGAGCUGAUCUCACGGCGGCGCGACGAGAAGGACGGCGGGGUCGCGGGGUCGCGGCGCGCGCUCACGGUCGAUCCUGCGAGUCGGCUGUCGACGCAGCGUUGGCGCGUGAGCGUUCUGCGGCGCAUGAGCGUGUUUCUGCGCGCGUACCACGGGAAGGAGGCAACGACAGCGACGGAGCGAGGGCGGGAACGCGGCGGGGACGGCGGGUCGCGCGCCAUGUUCCUGUAUGGCGGCGCGCAUGCCUUCACGGCGGAGAGCUCGACUUGCAAGCUCAGGGACGUCAGAAACCACAAACACAGGAAUGCGGUUUCGGACGCCAAGGAGGCGUCGCUUGACGGUCCGAUGCAGCUGACGGCAUUCGUGGACACGCUGAUGCCGCUGCUGCUCGACUUGUGGGUCGAGUCGAAAUCGAAGCAGUCCGGCGAACAUCUACCCGAGAGCGUCCUAUCCGAGGAAGCGGCUACGGUCGUCGAAAUGAUCUUUGAAGUGAUUUUGCUGCUGCUGCAGUACAUCGAGAGGGCGUCGCGGGAUUCCGACGAAAUAAGCGUAACCUGGCUAGAGGAGAAGUACGAGAAAGAAUUGACUCAACACUUCUUUACAAAUUUCCCGUACACGUUGACCGAUACCCCAGUUGGCACUGGCAAGAAAAGUAAAGUGCGGCCAAACCGGGUUCAGAAGGUGCGAGCUCUCAACGUGAACAUCGCCGUGGCGACGGCCCUCGCGACCAUCCUCGGACGAGUCGAGCGACCGAGCGUGGAGCAGCAGGACCUGCUGAGGAAGGCUGAGCAGUAUGCGGCGGAGGUCGUCGAGGCAACAGGAACGCGCACGGCGACAGACCUCCGCGAGAUGCUCGCGCUCGUCGCGAAGCUGCUGGCGGCUCGCUCGACUCGAAACGGCGGUUUCGUCGGCGAAGCGUCCGAGGCGGCCUACAAGGCGUUCGCUUGUUGUCACCCGUCGUCUGCUCAGAAGCAGCGUCUGCUGGAGAUGUUCUGCAAUGUUGCUCUCGAAACGCCACCUGGCGGCAGCAUCACAUCGUUAGACCACUGGCUGUCGGCGCUGCCUGUUACCCUGGUACAGCUAGACCUGUCACAGUGUGGUAGUGUGUCGAGCGUGCUGGCGCUGAUGCACAGGGCUGCCUCGCAACAGAGAGCCGCGUUCCUGACAAGUCUACAGAAGCAGUUGACCACAAUAUUAGGUAUGUUACCGGGAAUGAGUCACGAGCAACAGAAAACAACUCUGCAGCUACUCUAUUUUGCAAAGACUUUACGGAAGACGCAUUUCCACGUACUGGUAAAUUGGGUUCGAUCUGAAGCCACGGACAUGACCCUGGUGAAGUAUCUACUGUCCCUGCUCAAUGGAAGGUUAGCAAAGCAGCUGACGUCAGGAGAAGUGUGGACAGAGCCUUCCGCUUAUAUCAGCUACACGAUCUCUCUACUCGUUGGAGGCAGCGUGCCAAAGAUGGCUGAACAGCAGUUUCCAACAAUGCCACUACUGUCGCCGCAUGUUUAUGCACCGGAAAUAGAUGGUGGCAGUCUAGACGGGUGGCCCCGGCAGAAAGACGUCGUCUUGGCCGUGCAUGAUAGCAUACGUCUUCUACCAAACUCGCAGCAAGUCGAAGAUUUGUACCUUGGCCAUGUAGAACAAAUUCUGUCCGACCUCUCCCUUUAG
Messenger RNA from Priapulus caudatus, 2390 nucleotides. Its product is annotated as testis-expressed sequence 10 protein homolog. The record is from RefSeq and is a predicted model, not a curated record. Lineage: Eukaryota; Metazoa; Priapulida; Priapulimorpha; Priapulimorphida; Priapulidae. The transcript is spliced from 15 exons. Bases 225 to 2390 code for a protein of 721 amino acids. Gene Ontology annotation, cellular component: MLL1 complex; nucleus.